Molecule: messenger RNA, 1774 nt
Organism: Striga asiatica
Lineage: Eukaryota; Viridiplantae; Streptophyta; Magnoliopsida; Lamiales; Orobanchaceae
Source: the annotation of a GenBank genome assembly
AAAGAAUGCAAAUUUUAGGUUUUGAAGAUUGCCCAUCUGCCGCUGCUGCUAUCCCUCCAACAGUUACCGGGUUGUUCCCUCCUCUCUCUCUUGGAAUUUUGAGGAUUUGAGGGAAGAGAGAGAAGAGAUUUAUUUGUAACUAUGGCGUCGCCGGAAGCUCCCCUUCGCUACGUAGGUGUUGACCGGAGCUCCGCCGCCUUCCGGCUAAUGAAACAAAUGAAGUUUGCCUUGCAUGGAUUUGUUAUUUUGAAGCAACUCAUUUACGAGGAAUUCAGAAAUGUUCCAGAACCAGUCAUCUAUCUGGGAUGGGAAGAAGGAGAAGGGCUUGGAAGAGAAAAACAAGGUAUCAAAGGAUAUCUCAGGGUGAAGAACAAACAGGAUACUUUAGGUAUAGGAACAGAGAAGCCAAAUGCAUGGGCAUUUGAUACCUCUCAAUUUGAUAGCAUUCUCAAGAAACUUAAAGUGCAAGCUGUUGACAUCAGAGCCGAGAAAGCUGACGAAAAAGAUGGACAAAAAGAAGAUGCAGAACUCAGCCCUUCUAAGGAUAGUAAAGAUACAGGUGCGAAGGUUACUCGACCACAAGGAAGAUAUAAGAAAAGGGAGAAGGGGAAGCGGGUAAAUGCAUAUUCAUCCAAGGAUCUUGAAGGAAUCCUUGUAAAUAGGACCAAGUCUCCGGAGGUUAAUACUGCCAAGGAAGCGUCAGAUGAUGAAAAGUUAAUUGAAAUCCUUGUACCUGACAUGGAAGUAAUAGUUCAAGAAGUUCCACAAGAUUGGUGGGGGCACAAAUUUGGGUUUGUUACUGGAGGUUUGCUUGGUGCUGAAUCUCGAAGAAAAAAGUCCCACGACAGGACAACAUUCAAUGAAGAUGAUCAAGAAAAUCUUUACAAACUUGUUCAGGACAAGGCCACAUCUGGCAAACAAGGGCUUGGUAUCAAGGACCGUACCAAGAAAGUUGCAGGGUGUUACUUUGAAGGAAAAAAGACUACUUUUGGAGACAGCGAUGAUGAGGAUUCUUCUGAUUCACGUUCUCGUUCUUCAGCGAAAAGGAAACAUGAAAAAGUUUCAGACACAGAUAACAUUGUGGGGCCUAAGCAGAAACUUAAGAAGUUGUGCAGACAACUUCUUCGGCAGGCACCCGGGGAGUCAUUAAAGCUGAAACAGCUCAAAGUUCUUAUCGAUGAACAUUCACCUUCAACAUUCUCCAGCUUUUCCUCAGACGAGUCCCUUGCCUUUUUAAAAACCAAGCUUGAAAACAGCGACAGAUUUUCAGUUAAAGGGAAGAAAGUCUUGCUUACGAAAUGAAGCUGAUGAGUUUUUUCUGGCACCUUGUUGAUCUGUAGCAAUGUGUACACGGCCAUGAAGAGGUAUUCGAUAGAAAUAGUUGUUUCAGUUAUGGGACAGCAACAGUAUGCGUUGUGAAGCCAUAGUGAUUUUAUGUUCCAUUCUUGGUCGGGAGUGGAAACAUGUUUUUAAAUUUUAUGUAAUUGUUUUCUAUUUUUUUUUCUUUCUUUUUCUAUUUUUAUCCUCAUGAUCAAAUUUUGAGCAGAUGAGUUAUUGAUAUAGUGCUAGUUAAAGAGUCAAAUGAGUAGCAAAUCUGUGAGCUGACAGAAAAAUAAUGUUUGAUUCCGGUUUUCAGACAUUUACAGGUUAUUAUAAUAAUUGUUAAGAUAUAAGAAUUCAUUGUUGCCUAUCAGAUGCCAUUGCGGCAUUUAUUUGUUCUCACAAAGGUUUGAGCAAUGCUUCAUUAUCUGAACCUUAUAUGGCCAUGUUUUGC